Molecule: messenger RNA, 2209 nt
Organism: Paramuricea clavata
Lineage: Eukaryota; Metazoa; Cnidaria; Anthozoa; Malacalcyonacea; Plexauridae
Source: the annotation of a GenBank genome assembly
AUGGAUGCAUUCGAUCUUAGUUUACGCGAACUGUAUUUUAACGUAAACGGUGGAUACAUGUCGAUGGAAAAACUUUAUCGGGAUGCAGUAAAAAAAGAUAUUCCAGGUGUCACGCGUGAAAAAGUGAAAAAAUGGUUACAAACACAAAAUACGUACGUCGUUCACAAACCGACGCGAGUUCAUUUUAAAACGCAACGAACGUACGUCGAUGGACUCGCACAACAAUUACAAUUAGAUUUAGUUGAUAUGCAGACCUACAGUCGUGCGAAUAAAGGUUACAAAUGGAUUUUAACAUCCAUCGAAAUUUUAAGUCGUUACGCAUUUGUCGUUCCCGCCAAACGAAAAGGAACGGAAGAUAUGGUUCCGGCCGUCGAAAAAAUCUUGGAACAAUUUCACGAAAGAUUUAGACGUUAUCCCAAAGUCGUUCAGUUUGACGAAGGGAAAGAAUUUUACAAUAACGGAGUCAAAGGAUUAUUGGAAAAACAUGACAUUCAUUAUUUUUCGACGCGACUGACUGGAAAAAAAGCAGCGGUCGUCGAAAGAUUCAACAGGACGUUAAAAACAAGAAUGUGGAAAUAUUUUACCGAACAACAAUUUACGACCAAGUCAAAAAAAUGGAUCGACGUUCUGGAUAAUUUUGUUGCAUCGUAUAAUCAUUCGAAACAUCGUACGAUCGAUAUGAAACCUGCCGAUGUGAACGAAACCAAUAAAGAUAAAGUCUGGGUUAAACUUUACGGUUAUCCGUUAUCUCAUUUUCCAGAACCAAAAUUUAAAGUCGGAGAUCGUGUCCGAGAUCAAAUUUACCGCAAAACUUUUGACAAAGGUUACACCCCGAAUUAUUCCGACGAUGUUUACGUUGUCUCGGAAGUGUUUCGCGGUGAUCCGAACAUGUAUAAACUCAUCGAUCCCGACGAUGACGAUCGUGAAAUUCAAGGAAGAUUUUACGAACACGAAUUAUCGUUGGAUCUAAGUGGUAAAUAAACUAUGGCCGAAGCUAUCGAACUUGAUGAGAUCGGACAGGACUACGAACAAGAUUACGAUUAUGACUGGGAGGAAACUAAUUUGGACAAUGAUGAAAUAAAUUACGAUGAUUUAAAUAAACGAUACGACGAAUUAUGGUUAAACAGAUUUUAAAAGGAAUAAUGAAGAUGAUAUAUUUAAAAAAAGAAAGAAGGAAACUAUUUCCCUGUAUUUAACCGGAUCAUCUGUAAAUCUGAAAUCUGAGUACAUAAAGAGAGUUUUUAAAGAAGAUUAUAAUUUAAAUCCGGACGACGGACCUCGUUCAAAAGAUCUAUUUUCUCAACUAGAUGUUGAUAAAUACCGGUUAACGUUCAACGGAACCAAAGUAGCUUUCAUCGACAGAAAUGGGAAAUACUUCUUGUCGAAAGAUACAUCAAACGUACAAGUACUGAAAGAUUUUAGAACUAUCUUUGAAAAAGCUACGGAAGAACAUAAAAGAACAUUCAACAGUAUUACAGAAGAAGAAGUUCCAGAUGGGAAUCCAUCAACUGUUGACGAUAUUUCCAGCGAUGUGCGCAACGAAAUUCAUCGUGAAAAUAUCGACGAUAAUCAUGAAUUUCGUGAUCGGGUUUUACAAUUCCAUCACGAUGGAAAAUUUACCGAACAGGAAGCAAGAGAAUUAGUUGGAAUUACCGUUCCCAAAGGUGAACCUAAUGAACGGAUUAAAUAUUUAAAGCUAGAACGUCAAAAACACAAAACAGAUUUUGAAACCGAAUCCGGUCCUGAACGUCGAGAUAUUUUUCGCGAGGCGUUAGAAAUUAUCGAUCAAAAUAUCGACGAUGCGAAAUUAGAAAUGCGUGAACUUCCCGAAUCCGAAGAAGGUGUGCAUCGCGUUCGAGAAAAAGUUCGCGAGGAUGUACGGACGAGAUUUGAAAAAUUUUAAAUCUGGGCCAAAGAAAAUUUAGGAGUUUUAUCUGCGAUCGCUAUUUCCAUCGCCGGAAUUAUUACGACCGUCGUCGUCGCCGGAAAAAAGACGUUGGUCGGUGCUGCAAAAGGUGUGGGCGAAGUUGGAAAAGCGUUGGGAAAAAUUGCAAAAGCUGCCCUUCCCGUUCUCGUUCCCAUCUUAAAUAUGCUAGCGACCGUUCUGAAAUGGGGUGCGAAAGGAAUAGAAUUUCUUGCGAAAAAUCUAUGGAUUCUUGCCAUUCUCAUCGCAGGAUACUUGUACAAUUAUUUCACGAAGAAAAAAUAA